AGGAAGAGGAAGAGGAAGAGGAGGAAGAGGAGGAGAAGGAAGAGGCGGACAGAAAGAGCGAAAGAGCGAAAGAUAAAGAGCGAAACAGAAAGAGCGAAAUCUAAUACUAGUCUUAUCAGUGAACUAGUAUCCAAAGUCACCGAAAAUAUGUUUGUCUCACGAGUUUUAUCAGUGAACUAG
Penaeus monodon (black tiger shrimp) is the source of this 180-nucleotide messenger RNA. RefSeq lists its product as uncharacterized. The transcript is spliced from 3 exons. The annotation marks the transcript as partial. The record is from RefSeq and is a predicted model, not a curated record. NCBI's taxonomy places the organism in Eukaryota, Metazoa, Arthropoda, Malacostraca, Decapoda, Penaeidae.